Geodia barretti is the source of this 1983-nucleotide messenger RNA. The record is from the annotation of a GenBank genome assembly. NCBI's taxonomy places the organism in Eukaryota, Metazoa, Porifera, Demospongiae, Tetractinellida, Geodiidae.
AUGGCAGUAACCAGACUGGAAGUCCACUCCAUUCGACCUUUUGCCGGUGGGUCCAUUUUCGGCGAAACAGGGCCCUAUCGGCAGAUUGACGGCCUGGUCCACUUGGCCGUAGACCCCGAUAACCCGGCCAACGAGGUUAUCACCGAUAUCAAUCUGGCCCCUCGAGAUGCAGCGGGCCGGGUCCAUUGCUCUGCCGACUUCACCAUCCUGCAGCCCGAAGACCCAUCGCGAGGCAGCCACCGCAUCGUCUUCGACGUGGUGAACCGGGGCAACCCGACUAUAUUGACCAACCUGAACAGCGCCGGUCAGCGGCUGGGAGCGGGCAACGGCUUCCUGAUGCGCCACGGCUACACGGUGGUCUGGUGCGGCUGGCAAUACGAUGUGCCGCCCGGCACCCCGACACUGGUCAAGGCCUACGUGCCAGAAGCGUUGAACCCCGACGGUUCCUCCAUUUCCGGCAGGAUUGCCAUUGGCUUUCAGCCCCACGCAGUUACCUGCACACACACGCUGGCCGACCGGCUGCACAGGCCGCAUCCCACCUCCGACAUCGACGACCCCGAUGCCACGCUGGUAGUCCGGGAACAUCAGGACGGUCCGGCCGAGGCAAUACCCCGCGACCAGUGGUCCUUCGCCCGCCUCGACGGGGAGGAAGUAGUGGCCGACAGCCGUUCCGUUUACCUCGCCGCUGGCUUCCAGCCGGGCAAGGUGUACGAGAUCACCUACACCACUACCGGGGCCGACGUGGUCGGCAUGGGUAUGCUGGGCCCCCGCGACCUGGUUUCCUUCCUGCGCUACGGUUCGGCGGAAGCUGGCAACCCCUGCGCCGGCGACAUUGAGUACGCCUUCACCUUUGGACGUUCCCAGAGUGGCGGCUUCCUGCGCCGGUUCCUUUACUGCGGCCUGACCCAGGACGAGGAAGACCGGCCCGUGUUUGAAGGGCUGAUACCCCUGGUGGCCGGCAGCGGUCGCGGCGAGAUGAACCAGCGUUUCGGACAGCCUUCCACGCCAGCCCGCCCAAGCGCCGGACGCAGUUUUCCCUUCCAUGACACGCUGCAGACCGACCCCGAUUCGGGCCGCACCGACGGCCUGCUGGCCCGCCUGGACGCGGCAGGCAAGACGCCCAGAGUGCUGUUGACCAAUACUUCAGCGGAGUACUGGAGCGGGCAUGCCUCCCUGAUUCAUACCACCAUGGACGGUACAGCGGACUUGGGCCCGUCCGACAAUGUGCGGAUAUACCACUACGCCGGCACCCAGCACGGACCGGGACAGCUCAACCUGUUUGACGUGGACGUGCGCGAGGGUCCCAGGGGGCAGCAGUUGGACAACUCGGUGGACUACCGGCCCCUGUUGCGGGCAGCGUUGAAGAACGUGGAACGAUGGGUAACGGAAGGCAGUGAACCACCGGCCAGCCGCCACCCUCGACUGGACGAUGGCACAGCAGUACCGGCGCCCAAUUUGGAGGCCACCUUCCGCGCAAUCCCGGAGGUCAACUUCCCCGAGGUGCUGAAGCACGUUUACCGUGCCGACUUCGGACCGGAGGCGCAUAACGGGCUGGUGCAACCGGCCCCUGGAUCGGGCGAGCCCUACCCCAACUUCGUGCCAGCCGUGGACAGCGACGGGAACGAGGUAACCGGCAUCCGGUUGCCCGACGUGACUGUGCCCUUGGCCACCUACGCCGGUUGGAACUUGCGACAUCCGGACAGCGGCGCGCCCGGCCAGAUCAUGCCGCAGAUCGGCUCAACUAUUCCUUUCCCUGCUACCCGGGCCGAUAGGGAAGCCAGCGGAGACCCGCGCCUCUCCAUUGAGGAGAGGUACGCCUCCCGCGAGGAAUUCCUGGAUAAGGUACGGCAGGAAGGGGAGAAGCUGGUAGCUGAAGGUUACAUGCUGGCAGAAGAUCUGGACACUGUGAAGGAACAGGCCAGUCAGCGCUACGAUUCCCUGAUCGCCAGGAGGAGCGAAGUGCCUGCGGCGACGGAUGAUUAG